AGUACAUUAGGGAAGGCAGAGUACGAAAGUUUCGAACAAGCCAUACAAACAUAAUUGAUGAUUUGACGUUGGUUUUGCUGCUCCGCGAGCCGGCCAGUGGAUUGGAAGUGUCCUCCUUCGAAAGACCCUGCUGUCGGCAUCCAGCAUCCCUUGCACGCCCCUGUCGGCAUCCGUAACGGAACCGAACAACCCGGCGGUCAAUCCGGAAUUAUCAAGAAUCGUGCUUCUGCAACAUGUCGGAUAUCGUUGUACAGAGCCAGUGAGGUCCUGAGAUCUCCGCACGAUGGCAGAGGAGGAAGAGGAGCAGCCGGAGGCCCCCGUGGAGGAGCCUCCGUUCUACGAGCCGGCGAAGGGAAGUGUGGCCAAUGAGCUGGAGUUGGUCUUUGACGACCUCUACCCGGACAACUCCGUCAAUCUCGCACGGACGCAGCUCGCUGGACGUAUGCUAGUGCCUUUUUCGGAAGUCGCAUGCCUGUUUUUUCUUGUGAUUUCAUGUCUCUCUUGUUGUCUUUGUCACCUUCAUUUUCAUGCGAGUUGGAGUAGGCUUAUCUAUCUCUAUCAUGGCUACCCUUGAUGUCCCACGCACGCCCUCCAGAUGAGCCUCCCGAGGCCCCGCCGCUCUCGCCGGAGGCGAAGAGGGCGCUCCAGGAUGUGGAUGUCACGGCAGAGAAGGAGGCCAUUAAGAAGGGCGCGGACGCGCUCAAAGCAGAAGAGAAGCGGAUCGACAACGUGCAGGAGUACCUCCUCGCACAGAAAUAUGGAAGUGUCAGAAUCGAAAUUGACAAAGUCGAAAAAUUUGCGAUGCACAAAAUCGAUACCAGUUGAAGCCUCAGCUUUCAAGUGGCGCAUGACAAAUUUCGGGAGCACCAAAAUCCAGUUUGCAAUGCUGUUUGGGGAAAGAAGACUGCUCCUGUCAUGCUACUCUGGCAGCACAUUCUAUACCCCUAAACAGGCUAAGGCUUACAAUCGGUCUCAUUUGCCUGCUCCCCAAUACAGGCCGCCAGUGCGCUACAUUGAUUUUACGCAUCACAAUUUUUUCGAUUUUGUCGAUUUCGAUCCUGACACACCCAUAAGAAAGCGCAGGCCCACCACGAGGACCUGGAGAUCGAGGAUUAUUUGCUGUCGCAAGGGCUGACGAUAAAACACCAGUACCCGGUUGGGGAAACCAUGUACAACCUGGACCAGGAUCGCAUCGAGCGCGACAAGCUGCUCGAUCCCCACAAUGCAGUCAUCCCCGUGGAAACGGAGCAGGCCAUUGCCAUCGGCGCGAAAAAGAAGCAUCCAAACUACCUGUUGAAAGCGAAACCAGAGGCACCAACGUACUACAAGAACACGGCCAGUUUGGCGAUACGAAAAGAGGUGCGAGGAAUCACGAAAGUGUACACGGAGGAACAACGAAAAGAACUGCAGAACAGGCACAGUAUGGAACGAAUUUUUGUUUUUGAUGAAAUGUAAGGCUGAGCCUGAGUAGUGAGUACUUAUUAACAAAGCAGUUUAAUAUCGGUAGACAGUACGACCCAUACACAAUUUUGAGCUUUAGCAAAUUGGACGUUGUUUUUGCAAAAACAAACACAGCCACCCGGCCCAAGCGUCCUCGUCCAAAAGUGCUUCCAGCGUCGGAACGGGAGCAGAACGCACAGAUUCUGCGACGCAUGACCAUUCCCACCGACUUCCUGCGAAAUCCGCGAUACGUGCCCCGGGACGAGGGCAAGUGCCCCUUCCGGAUCACCCCGCGCGAGGUCACUUUUGAGGGCUACGAGCUUGGCUCUGUCUACGAAAUAAAAAUCGAAUUUCUCAACUGCGAGGGUUUGGGAAGAAGACUAAGGUACAAUAAGUCCUGAAACACGGCCUAGUUUGCUGCGAUUCAUUUUCCAUGCGGGACUUUCGCAGAGGGGGCCUCUGCAGCCUUUUGUGACUACGGAUAUUAAUGCACCUCUGUGUGAGCCGAUGCCGAAGUAGUAGUAGAAGUAGAGCUCCUUGAUGUGUCAGCUGUCAGAGUCAGACGGUGUCGCUUACGCUUUGGAAUUUAAAAAAUCAGGCUCGUUCCCUUCGAAACUUCGGUGUUUUCCGUGUCCACGGGCUUGACAUACGAGAACAAAAACGUCGGUCGGGACGCGUCCAUUGCGCCCGGUAUGAAAGCGUACCUUUCUGUGUGGUUUUCGCCACAUGACCUGAACGACGUCAGCGACGUGUUGUAUGUUCAGACCGAGCAGGGCAAAUUUGGCAUCCCUCUGGCCGCCCGGCGGUUCCAGCCGGAACUGCAAAUGGACGAGAAUCCGAUUCAAAUGGGCUACGUACUCGCUGGGGGCAUGCUGCAGAAAACAAUCACGGUGAAAAACGUGGGCGGCGAGGGCGCGUUCCGUUUCAUCUCACCCGAGGUUGGGGAGGAGGACGGACUGCCACCGGAGGCGCCCCCGCCACAAACGGCACCGACCUCACAGGGGUCGGCUUUGACGGGAACGAGGACAGGUACGGUUUUAUUUGUAGAUCGGUUGUUGUUCUUUCGACAUCAUUGUUCUGCAAUGGGAACAAAAACAAAUUGAAAAUGUUGAUUUUGGAAGUCGUCUCUUUGAGCGUAGGAUACCAGAAUGCAAUGUUCACAUCUACCUCCUUUCGCACUACAAAAAUAGACACCACUUUAACGGGGAAGACGAUCUCCGGGCCGUACUACGAUGUCUCCAACCCAGAAAGGAUAACCUUCGUCCAUGGCGCGUUCCGUAUAUCGCCGGCGAGUUUCUACCUGGAACAUGACCAGAUUUGCGAGAUCACCGUGCUUUUCCAGGACAACGCUAGCGUCGCCAUCGGGACGACCAACUUGCCCUUCCUGCUCGAGGCCAACAAUUACACUUCUAUGGAGGGGUCGAUCGAGGUGCUGGUAGACACGCUCCGCGUGGAACUCACCGGGUUCGCGAAGGAACUCGCGCCGAGUUUGUCCCGUGCAGCGGCAGCGGGUGGAGGUGCGAAGGACGACCACGAACGUACGAGCAGUUCUAUCGCCACGAAAAAGCUAGCAAUCCAGGACCAAGCGGACGACGGCGUAAUACGACCCGUGCGCCCGUCGUCGCCAGCAAAAUCUAAGCCGUUUUCUCAUGCAAGUAUCUAUAAUAUUAGUACGAUUCUGUCUCGGUUUCCGAUUUUCGCCUGUCCAAGUGGUUUCUUUUAGAGAAUUCAUUGCAAAAUUACUUCUUCUGCACUACUCGGCGCCGUAUAAUUUCUGGGAUCCGGUGGAAAGGGCACUGAACUUGAACACGCAACAUCAAAUCAACAGGUGAGGACGUGUGGAGCGUGGCUCCGUGGCAGCUGCGGUUUCAAAUCCAGCUCCCAGCGGAGGAAUCGCUCUCCAAGUACCUCGUCUGCAGCAACGGCAGCCACCUCCCCAUCACGGUGCAAUGGAUCUUCGUAGAGCCCCCGCCCCCCGUGGCGCAGGCGGUUGCGCAGGGGAAGCUGGCCACCCUCGAUCAGGAGCUGCUCGAAUCGAUGACGACCUGGACAGAAAUCCCCACGAGCGAUGCCCCUUUCCGCGUGUCGGCGGAAACUGCCGUGUUGCCUCCGUUUUCGCAGGAAAGGUUCGAGUUCGUCUACACGCCCCUGCAAACCAAGAGCGUGAACAAACGGGAGGUGUCGCAUAACUGUUUUGCAUACCUGUGCGUCGUGGAAAGCAAGCGGGAAAAGGCGUGCUCUUCCACCUCGGAGCAGCUCAGCAUGCAGUCUUCGCUCCAGCCCGAGGGCUACACGCCCGGGCUUCCGCUCGCCGCGAACAAGUGGCACGAGCGGCUGUCCAUGGCGGGGCUGCCGAGCACCGAGGCGAACCCUCUGGCAAUCGACGUCUCCAAGGAGGACUACAAGUUGAUCGCCCCCACGGAGCCCGUGCGCACGAGCGUGUGCCUCAUGUACGCCGUAAACUUGAUGGGAGCCCAGACCCCGCCGCAAGUAACCAUGUCGCCCAGCGUGGUCACGUUCGCGAACGACCCCGCACCCUUUCUUACGCACAGAAGCACGGUAGUCUUGUCGAACUCGGGGUCUCAGGUAAGUACUCAAGAUGUCUUUGUUUGUUGCCCAGAAGAUAUGUAGACGCGCCGGCAAAAAAAUUCAUAUCGGGAUGCAUUCUCUGUUCCUGGCUGUCGUCAUUGUUCUCUUUUGCAUUCGUCGAAACCUUCGAAGUUAGAGCAGGUCGUGCUGCAAGCCAAUUUACUACUGUAAUCCUCCUUGUCCUUGCAUCAUCGUCCGCAGGUAAUGAAGUACCGAGUCCGAACGACCGCUCGCAAACGGGAAAACGCCCGAGGUUCGAAGGGUGUUCGAACGGACUACCACGACGCUCUCUGGAUCGUCGGGAGUGGAACCGACGGGGCGCGGGACACCGAGAGGCCCUACCUCGAGACCAGCGAAGGGUGGGAGAAGCUAGAGAAACUCGCGGCAUGGUACGACGAGCAGUGGCCGCCGUUGCCCCCGACGCUGCGCGCCGACCCCUAUGCGUCGAAGCCGACGGAGGACGGCGAACUCUUUCCGCUCCACCAUUCCAACCUUGCCACCGACGCGGAGCACUUGUCACCACGCUCAAAAAGCAAAUCGAGCUUCUCAAAAGACCCAUCUGGAGGUGCAAAUACCGCUACUUUUGCGGGGCAACAUGGCAGCGACGCGCCGAACUUUGAGGGAACCGCGCGGUCGGAGGCGCGCGACCUGCUUGCGUACCCGGAUGACCCCAUCCGGAAGAGCCCGGACAUGGAGCUGGACGAGCUGGGGAAAAGCAUGACGCAGUUCGACAAAGAGGAGGACCUGAGGAAGAGCGGUGACUACGAAAAAUACAUGCAGGAAACCCACAAGUCGCUGAAGGACCUCCUCACCGCGGAGGAGCGCGCGGAAAUCGUGUUUAGCAGCCACGACGCGGCGGUCGAAACCAAGCGCGAGUUCAAGUUGCAGAAGGAAAAAGAUUUGGAGCCCUUUCGAACGCAAUCCCUCGAGGAUACGACGUCCAGCAGCGUCCUUGCCGCAACCACGUUGCCCGACGAGGGGUUUGGUGCGCUGGCCGUGCUCGGGAUCACGCCCGGCGACGGGGAAAUCCCCGCGAAAGGCAAGGUGGACUUGCAGCUCUUCUUCCGCGCAGCCGUAGAAUGCGACUUGGACGCUUUGGUAGAAAUUGAGAUUGGGGACGCGGUUUUUCCGUUCCGCGUGAUCGCCCCGGUGCGUGCGCCUAAGCCGGUGUUUCGAAACUGCGCGGUGCUAGACUUCGGUAUCGUGCUCGCAAAGGAGACGCACAACUUGAAGAUGGAGAUCUUCAAUCCGACGGACUUGCCAACGGUCGUGAAAUUGAGAACCUGCGACCGCGCGACGAGCCAGCAAUUCUGUGUCGCGUCCGCUUUUCGGCCAAACGCCAUGGUGCAACGGGGGAAUGAACUUUCGCUGGAGGAGUAUGAGCGUGACAAGUCAGAUUUUUACAGCGUCUGGAGCAGCUUCGCCGCGGUCGUCAAGGAAUUCCAAAACGCAGUGGCGGGCAAAACGCUCUUCUCUGAAGGCGGUCAGGACAGUUGGGAGCACAGCCUCGUAUCGACAUCAAAUCCACAGACGGACAAGGUUUCCUUCUUUCCGCAGUUUCUGUUGCUGCCACCAAACGGGAAGAGAGACGUCUUCGUGACUCUGCGGGCACGGAACGAAGAGUCCGUCGAUGAGCUGGCGAAAGUCCUCACCUACGGCGCGCCGACGAGCAGUACUGAGAUUUCUUCCAAGUAGGAAAGUAGGCAUCAGCACUGAUUUCCCUGACCCUGCGUACGCGACUUCUCAUGCAGCACGAAUGAACUUCUACGCAUGUCAACGUAUGAUUAUGAUAUACAACAGGUAACCAGUGGAUUCAGGUCCUGGCCAGCGUCCAGCGGCCUCGUGUCGUGAGCAGCAAGAGCCAUUUCCACUUCGCCAUCACCUACACCGGUGAGAUAAGCGACGAGGUGUUCACGCUCCGCCUGAAAAACACGGCUGGUGUGGUGGCUCCGCUGAAGUGGCGACUCCCCGGCGCGGACCAGCCGCUGGAGGUUUCGCUGACCCCCAAGUCCGUGUCGGCCUCCGGCGUGGAAACCAUGAGCAAGUUGGACCAGAUCGGGCCGGAAUCCUUUAUCGAGAUGGAGGUUCGCGUGACGCCGCGCGUCGCGCUCGCGGCACGCCAAAGCAAGGAAACCCGCGUGGACGUGAUGGUGGAGGUGGCGGGGCAGCCGUUGCCGCUCCGAAUCACCGUCACCGCAGUGGUGUUUGGUUUAGAAGUGGACUACCUGGUCCAAUCCCCUCUGGAAGAGAAGUGGCCGGAGAUCCCGUACCUCAGACUCCCCCGGGCGAUGCUGACCGAGAAGCAGAUUCGUGCGACCGCCUGCCAUCCGGUGUACAAGGACCUGGACUUGCCACAGGUGACCGGUUUUAUGCAGGUGGGCCGCAGCGGCACGGGCAUGUUCACGCGGUCACAGUCCCGUUCUGGGGCGCUGACGCGCGGGUCCACAUCCGCCGUUAGCUUCACCUCCGCCGCCAGUAGCAGUCGUCGGACCGGCGCGAGUUUGCGCAGCGGCCGGGGGUCCCAGAGGAGCCAGGGCCCGACGGCCGACACCAAAGCGCUCGACUUCGGCAGCAUGCCCCUGCUGGGAAAGCGGCACUUGCGACUUCUGCUGUACAACCGCACGGGCAUCCCCGCCGAUUGGGCCGCACAUAUGGGCAAAUACAAGGCCUACGUGGCACCGCCGAAAGAGGGUCAAACCAGCCUCCAGAACCGCCCGGCGUCGGGCAAAAGAAAAAACAGCGCCGAAAAAUUCAUCCUCGACGACAAGCACGAGACGCAGGUGUUCUCCAGUGCCAUGGGCCAGGAGUACGCGAUGGAAAAGUUGAACAAGGCCGCAGGAUCGCUAAACCUCAAAUACGGGCUCGGUUUUGCGGUCGCUUUGGAGCCAUCGAGCGGCCGACUUGAGGCUUUUGGCAUGCAGGUAUAAACAAAACAUGUUUAUGACCAGGUGCUGUUUUUUGUGCGGGAAAAUACAUACAUAGAUAGAAACGGUUGAUGUUCAUUCUUGUUCCCACCACACUGUAGUUAAAAGUUAUCCGUACCAGUAUCUCCCCAUUGGCAUUGCUAUUGCAAAAUAAACAGGUUAUCGACUGCUAUUGCUACUCCGAUUUGCCCGGCACCAUGACGGAUCACGUGCAUCUCCGCAUUGGUUCCCUUCCGGAGUUCCUGGUCGACGCGAAAGUAGUGAGCAGUGGCAACCCGUUGUACCUCGCGCCCCUGCAGGUCGGCCUGAAUCUGAACGCCGAAGAGCAGGAGAAGAAUUCCGCUGCCGGUAAGCACCCCGAGCUUUCCUACGGCACGCUGGUUUUAGCCGACCGAAUAACAAAGCGGCGAUUGCGAUUGGGCAACCUCAGCAGCGCCAACAUUGACGUGGAGUGGCGGUAUGUGAAGCAGCAAGCCAUCGACUUGGCCGCGCCGGCGCGAACCUUCUCGGAGCUGCUGCUCGCCGACCAGGAGGGCGCGGGCGGCACCGAGGACUGCGGCUGGAGCAUCGCCGGGCUCGACCCACAGCGCAUGCAACUCCCACCCAUCGAGCCUUUCAACAUCGCGCCGGAAAAAGGCCGGGUGCACAAACACUCGCUUGCCGACUUCGACACCACACUCAAGACAGACUCCGUGGGCAAGUACCACUACAAACUCAUGGGGAUCGGCAAAUACGCAGCCAAGCCCGGCGCGGCGGGGCACGACGGAGACCACGCGCAUGAGGAGGAAGGUACGAAAAAAAGCUCACGUUGUACCUACUGGACAAGAUGUACGAAUGAUCGCAUUUUUGAAAAUUCAGAGCUGUUAGUUUUAUCGAAAUGUCACUGUCAGCACUGUUCACCACACUUGCAGAAAACCCACGAAAAAAUCUCUGUUGUUCGCAAAAUCACAGCACCACCAGCAGCAUCCGAGCCGCAUUUGAACCUGACGAGCGGCGGUGCGGUAUCUUCGUCCAUGAAGAUGCCCUCGGAAAAGGCCCUGGUCGAAACGCUCCCGCAACUGGAACUCGAUCACCUGAACGACUCGGAUUCGGAUGCUGACCCGGCGGAGUUGAUCGUUCUCGAGCCCCAGCCCGGCGAUGAACCAGCGUCCCCGCCCAAGGACAAGAAGAAGCGAAAGCGGGCCAGAAUAGCGCCGGCCGACGUCGCUGCCGCCGGCACAAGUGGUAGCGCAUCCUCGAGUGGUCCGGGGAAAGUGGUAGCAGGCACGAGUCCGUCCUCAUCGUCCAGACAGCUGCCGCCGAAACUCGACGACAACAAACUGGCAAGCAACGUCGACAACGUGGUUUCCACGGUGAUUGUGGAGUGCGUCGGCGAGUGUGUCGUUCCGAAAUUGCACCUCGACCGCAAGACGAACCCCAGCUACGGCGAGCCAAUCGUGAAAUUCUUCGCGCAAAGCAUGAACCCAAUACCAAACUUGUGGACCAAGAACCGCGUGGGCCCGAUAGCAGUGGGAGGCGGAAACCUCGACCCAGCACCGGGAAUAGCACUUGGUAUAGUAAAUGUUUAAGGCGGUCUUCAUCGUCAUGAUGCAUUCAGCGUUUUCGCUUCGAUGCUUCAGUAAUAUCAUGACUUCGGUGAGCGUAAGUAAGUACUUGUUGGCGUACAUGUACAAUUUCAAGCUGUAGUUCAGCUUUCACUUGGUUGAUGCCUUUUAUCGGAUGGCUCCUGCUCGCAGAACAAACGGUUACAAAAAUCACUACCCAGGUCUCAUCCGCAAAGUGGUCUUCACGCAGGAUUUACCGUGCUUCGUGCAUUGUCGGUUUCGCGUGCCGCACGGUCGUUUCCGGAUACUGAAACUCGAGCAGGUCGGGAAGCAGCCCAUAUUAGGCGCUUUCCUCACAAAAGAGCAGGACAGCGAGGAUCGGUUUAAGGUGUGCUUGAAGCACAAGGAGGUGGUCACCCUUAUCGUAAGGAAAAAUCCCCCCUCCCCAUAUCGAAAACGGAAUUUGUGAUGCUGUAUUUGAGGCGUGAGGCGUGACAUGAUGCUGUAUUUGAGUACACAAGUCGACCUGUAAUGCUAGAAGGCCAAGAGCCGCAGUUGUGGCCUCGUUUGCGGGCAAUUUGUCAUGCUGUUUCCCACUUCCAUUUGCUUCCUGUCAUGCUGAAGAUGCAAGGCUUCCCCACGCGACCCAGCACUACAGUCCGCAUCUUUUCCCUUCUAGCAUGACAAAGCUGAUUUGUGACUGCAAACCUGCAUCGCAGAUUUCCGUUUUGAUAUGGGGAGGGGGGAUUUUUCUUCUUGAUAACCCUUCUCGUUGAGUUUGUGCCCCCAAAAACUUGGAGCAAGCCGACGGAAAAGUUCGAGGGCGCGCUCUGGAUCGAGUACCCCAUCGACCAGCACACCACCACCCCGGCGGCGGCAACUUUUCAUCCGCCGCAAGUGAUCCGCCUCGAGGGAACGGCAAAGAAACCGGAGCUCCAAAUGGACAUCGUGCCAAUAGUAGAGACCGAGCCGCCGCUCCCGAUACCCAGCUACUACCCGCCCUGGGGGGAACCGCCUUUACCUGUGGUAAUUUUUGUACAGUAGCUCUUUGAAGAUCACGUAUUUUUCGUCGCCUCCAGUCGGUUUUCAACUUGCCUUGCAUACUUUCAAAAAGAACAAAAUGGAAUUCGAAUCUCGUCAGGUCGAGUUUUCAUACCUGCACGUGGAGGCGAACAUGCCGAGGAAACGGCAGCUCAUUCUGUCCAACCGGUCCAACGUGGUGGCGAAAUGGAAGCUGUUUCACGUCAAGGCGCCCGCGCGCUCCAAAGAGCAAUACACGGUGCGCGAAAGAGAAGAGCAAAGUCUCGACGAUCCGACCGCAUUCAAGUUCGACAUCGUGGAAGGCACUGUGUGCGGACCUUCGCAACGGAGCAGGCUUUUGCCGGUAUUUUUUGCAUUUUGUGGGUCCACGAUUCUUUUGCUUUUUCGAUUCCCUUUGAGUUUGACUUAUCGUAUCAGUCGUGAGUUAAAGGGCUUAGGGCGCAGGUUUGGGCCUCAUAGAGACGAUGGUGGUAUCGUAGCUUGCUCCUGAAUGGCCGCCGGUAGAAGUGCAAAGAAUGUUAAAUAACUGCCUUCUCGGAAUGACCCAACCUCAUCGACUACCUCCAGGUUGGCCCCGCCCUUCCGGUUGCGUGGGGUCACGACGAUGCGGAGUUGUACGAGCCGCAGGAGCUGCUCAUCACGUUUGCGCCGAAGUUGAACCGGCUUUAUAAGUGCGAGUUUAGGCUGCAGGUCGACAACGGCAAUCCCGUCAACUUCAUCUGCACCGGCACCGGAAGCUACGAUGAAGAAGACGACACCAUGGAGCUCAUCGAAAGUUAGACGGGAACGGGCCGUAGAAGUCGUAGUAGUACCCAUCGCAGUCUUUAUCUUCGUGUAUCAACGAACAAAGAAAACCAAAUUAUCGAGCAAAAGAUAAAAAGAAGUAAGUAGACAGAAAGACACGACAUAGCACUGUUUUAGACAGAGGUAUCACGACAAUGUUUGUAGAGGAAGCCCCUGACACUUGUAAGAACACAAAAGUCAUGUAUCAACCACAACGAGCAUGAGCAUCCUUUUUUCGCUCGCUCAGCUUUUUUACUUUCAAUUCCGUGACUUUGUUUCAUUCUUACCAAGCACAAGCAGCCAAGUAACAAGCUGGGAACGCGUUGCGUGGACAUUUUCCACGCUAUCCGCGACGUUCUUGCUGUCCCAAUGAGUAUCAAGGUAAUAACGCAAGAAGUGUACCGCUUUGCGAGAAGGGGCUCUCAAACCUCGAGCUCUUGUGCCAAAUAAAGGUGGCGGCAGAAAUAAAGCGUAUCAUGUGAGCGCCGGCAUGUGCAAGCGGUACCGGCAAAAUGAAAACUUCGCUUGUCUCCCUUGAAUAGCGAAGGCGCGCUCUCUCAUCAAC
Amoebophrya sp. A120 is the source of this 10886-nucleotide messenger RNA. NCBI's taxonomy places the organism in Eukaryota, Dinophyceae, Syndiniales, Amoebophryaceae. The record is from the annotation of a GenBank genome assembly.